This is a messenger RNA of Dermacentor albipictus, 1660 nucleotides long. Lineage: Eukaryota; Metazoa; Arthropoda; Arachnida; Ixodida; Ixodidae. The record is from RefSeq and is a predicted model, not a curated record.
AGGAAUGCGUCAUUCUUGGUCGCAGUCGUAAUCAGCUCACAAGAGAAAUCAUCGAAGCAAAGGCUAUCAUUGGUCUGGGCCAUGCAUGUGUAAGCUCACCUUCAUUAUCAUUAUCAAACAAUGAAUUGGCGUAUCUCCGACUGCAGCCACAGGCUGUCUGAAUGUUACCACUUGGUUACUAUCGGUUUUGUUGCUUCAUGUCUUUGUUAUCUCCUGAUGUCAUAUGGUUUGCCGAGUGUAUAAGUAGUCUCGUGUCACGAAAUAUACUGUCAGUUGGAAGUUAGCGCUCACUCUGUUUCCCGUUCCCUUUGAUUACCCCUACCUUAUUCCUUUUUUGCUCUUCCGAGCUGCGCUACAAGCAUAAAACAGUCAUGACAUACCAACUCGCCCGAAACUGCCACGCUUUUGGCCAAAUCGAUGCACGUACGCCGCUGGAUGGUCGGUCGGGCCGGACCGGUGUGGCAUCGCAAGGGAUAUGCCUGCAAUACAGAACGCAUAAAUCGCUCCCUUUUCGGUAACGACGCAUGCACAUUGAAUCACGACAACAGGGCUAGUGUCAUCGCAGCUCAUUCACGCAAAGUACUUCGCCAUCGUGCAUCCGCUGUGCGGUCGCCUGUCCCGGUGGCGUUCGGUGACCAUCAUCGGGGCGCUCUGGGGCUGCUCGGCGCUCCUUUCUCUGCCCCCGCUGCUGUACUCGCGCACGCUCUCGUACCGCUACGCCGACGGCAGCGUGCGCACAGUGUGCAUCCUCGUCUGGCCCGACGGCCCACCGUACGCAUCCUACGACGACUACGUCUGGACGUGGCCAGUGCCGUGAGCAGAAGCGUGCCUCGAAUCGAAAUCUCAGCGUCUCGCAACGUUGCCGGCGUUGCCCCUUUGCUCAGCACUGGACAAGGAAGGGAUAAAUGCCGCUUUCGGAGAUACAAUGUGCUGUUCCUGGUCCUGACAUACGGCGUUCCCGUGACCACGCUGGCUCUCACGUACUGGCGCAUGAGUUUGGUGCUCUGGGGCGAGCAGUGCAUCGGCGAGUUUACGCGGCAGCAGGAGAACGCCCACCGCAGCAAGCAGAAGGUGGUGAAGAUGCUGUUCACCGUGGUGCUCCUGUUCGCCGUGUGCUGGCUGCCGUACCACGCGUACUUCCUGUACGUGUCGCACAACCCACACGUGGCCUACCUGGACCACAUCCAGCACGUGUACCUGGCAAUGUACUGGCUCGCCAUGUCGCACGCCAUGUGCAACCCCCUCAUCUACUACUGCAUGAACAAGAGGUUCAAGGCCUACUUUCGCGCCUUCAUGUGUGGCUCCUGUUCCUCCAAGCCCACCAGGGAAAAUGAGCGGAGCGACAGUCCGGUCCGCCUGAGGACAUUGCGUUGCGGUUCCGCAAAGUGGACACAGAGCUUUACCCUGAAGAGCGGCCUGAAAUGCCCAUCGCCCACUGAGAAGCGUGAAAGACGUCACUCCUGUAGAGCACCGCCACUCGUAGCUGCGGACGAUGGUCGCGGCUGACAUCGGCGUGAAGCAGGCUGCUGUACCGACGUACGACUGCAGGCUACUUGUGCCGGAGCCAAUUUUCUGCCUGUGCUCACCGCACCGGCCUGUACUGCACAGCUCAAGUCCGCCUUGUAGCCACUGACGACGGUUAAUAAAGAAAACGAUGAAG